Messenger RNA from Styela clava, 4523 nucleotides. RefSeq names its product short-chain dehydrogenase/reductase family 42E member 1-like. The record is from RefSeq and is a predicted model, not a curated record. Gene Ontology annotation, biological process: steroid biosynthetic process. Gene Ontology annotation, molecular function: oxidoreductase activity, acting on the CH-OH group of donors, NAD or NADP as acceptor. Lineage: Eukaryota; Metazoa; Chordata; Ascidiacea; Stolidobranchia; Styelidae.
AGCUUAGGCCUCUAGUAUUUAAAUUAUCGCAGGCAGCUUCAAUAACUAUGGUUGAUACAACGAUACUUGAACGGUUGAAUAUCAGACUAGAUGAGUUGCCUGCGAAGUUGGAAUUCAAGAAAGGAACAAAUGGACACAGCCGGAAAUUAAAGUUCUUGGUGACAGGAGGAUGUGGUUACCUUGGUUACGAACUUGCUGCAGCGAUUCAUGGCCUUGGAGGUCAUGUAACCUUGCUUGACCUUCAAAUUCCUCCAAGGAUUGAGAAAUGUUUAGAUGAUGCUUUGUGUUUCAUCAAGGGAGAUGUCUGCAAAUAUGACUCUGUUUUUGAAGCUUGCAAAGGUGUCGACUGUGUGUUCCAUGUUGCAUCGUUUGGAAUGUCAGGUAAAGAUCAGCUUGAUAAAGAAAAGUCUUACAAUGUCAAUGUGAAUGGAACAAAGAAUGUUAUCAGAGCAUGCAAAGAGGUCGGAGUAUCAAAGCUGAUAUAUACAAGUUCUUAUAAUGUUGUUCUUGGGUUUCAACCAAUAGAAAAUGGGAAUGAUUUUGUACCUUAUGCACCUGUAGAAGAGAUGGUCGACCAUUACUCCAAAUCAAAACAACUUGCAGAUAAGUUGGUUCUGGCUGCAAAUGAAACAGAUAUCCAAGGAGGAGGAAAGCUGUACACCUGUUGUCUAAGACCUGCUGGGAUAUAUGGACCGCUUGAAAGAAGACAUAUGCACCGGGUGGCAAGUUUCAUCAACCAAGGUCUGAUUUUAUUUAGCAUGGGUAAUGCCAUGGUUGACUGGACACAUGUGAAUAAUCUCGUUCAAGCGCAUCUGCUGGCUGUUCCGGGACUCUCGAAAGCUUCAAAUAGAAUUGCUGCAGGACAAGCCUACUUCAUCGCAGAUGGCAAUCCGGUUAAAGUCUUUGAUUUCUUAAGGCCAAUUUUCUACGGGUUCGGGAAAAUUCCGCCAAGAUAUCAACUCCCUGCAACAAUUACUUAUUUCUUUGGGUUUUUGAUGGAAUUGUUGCACCUCGUACUCAGACCAAUAUACUGCUUUGAACCUUUAUUAACAAGAAACGAGGUUUUAAAGAUGACAAUCCCUCAUUACCAAGAUAUGUCUCGAGUAAUGAAGGAACUGGGUUAUCGUCCUGUCAAAUAUUCUUUUGCUGAUGUUGUCAGACUUUAUAUGAAGGAGAAUUAUCCUGAGUUGGAAAAGAAAUAUAGCGUUUAUGGCGAACACCUCAAUACAUCUCAAGAUUCAACUACUACUAGUUUAUCAACCAUUUCUUAUCAAUUACUGAUAAUACUGUUAUCUAUAAUCUUCAUCCUAAUGAUAGUACCUAUUUCCAACGUAUUGUUUUAAUUGUAUCAAAUAUCUCUGUGGAUCCUGUAGAAAAUAAUAUUUUAUUUAUAUUUUUUGAAAGAAUUGCAAAUUUUGAACAUUUCAUGUGUAUGACGAAUUUGUAUUCAACGCCUAUGUUUAUCUUUUUAAACUUGGAAAAUGUAAAUUUCUGAUAAUUACUUGGAAAAGCGAAAACUUUUAUGGCACUAUUAUGGGGGAUUCCCCCCUCCCCCAUGUAAAAAAAGUACAAAACUUGACCUUUUUUUUCACUCUUUUCAGUGAUUAUCAAAGCUUGUAUGAAUGUGUGAUAAGCGUUAUGUAAUAUUUUUAGUACAAUACUGUAAAAAGUAACCUGUUUUGGCAAACUUUAGUCCUCACCUAUAUCGUUGUGCAUUUUAAACUUUUUUUCAUCAUUUUACCUAAAAAUUGUAUGUUUUUGACUAAGUUUUAAUUGUUUUUUAACAUUAUUUUUGCCCAAAAUGCAAUAUUUUGUGACUGAGCCUGCUUUUAAAGGUUAUGACGUCAUUUUAAAUUUUCGAAUGUUAACCAGGAAAAGGCAAUUUUUUGGCUUUUUUUAAGAUCCUAGAUAUUGGAGCGUUCGCAACCACACCUAUUCAUGACAAGCAAAGCAAGGAAGCGAAAUAAGUUUUGAGGACAUGUUGAAAACGUGCAUUCAAUUCACUUGUUGGGCGUAUCCGAAUGGGUUCUCAUACAUCCAAAAAUUUCUUCUAAGACCGGUGGUUCCAAACCGAGGCACACAGAACAGUUGGAGGAGAACCACAAUGCUAGUCGCAUAACUGAUUUUGCUUUUCACUUCACAAGAUACUCCUAGUUUCAUUGCUUGAUAAGGUUAUUUCACAGGGUGUUUUUACUUUGUUGAGCAUGAAUUGUUUGAACAUAAUGGAAUUUGGAAUCUACCAAUCAUACUAAACACUAUAAAUUUCACUAUAAUGAUAAACAGGGGCCAUGAGUGAUAAAAGCCUCCAGAAAGACGCCACAAGCCAUAAAAGGUUGGAAACCACAGUUAAAAACAAUGAAUUAAUGUUCAUACUACAAUUACACUCAAUAAAUUGAAAAUCGUGCUUGCUAAGAUCCUUUUUUGAUUUUUGAUGUGUAUACACCUUCUCUUAAAACAAAGCCCUGGUCGAGAAAUCGUUUAUGUAUAUAAAUUUAUUAAAACGGGGGUGGGCGAAAUUAAGACUUGCAGGCCGGAUAUGGUCCACCAAAAUAUUUCCUCCUGCCCACUUGGGUCUGCUAAAAUUACGACUAUAGUUUUUAAGAAUAUAAAUUACGAUGAAAAUAUUGAUGAAAAUAAUGUCAUCAUGACCCUGAUUGUUAGUUACAUGCUUCUUAUUAUUAAACAAAAGUUGGCCCAGCUGUUUUAAUUUUGAGUUUUGACCCUCUGGCCCAGUAACCAACUCUUUUAUCUGUGACUGGACCACUCAGAAAAGUAAUUGCCCACCCCUGUAUUAGAUAAUGCUUUAGUAAUAGUUUAAUCACCAAGAGCAAAAAACUGUUUUUUUAUUUCAAAAAUAUUUAGAAAUAAUUAAAAUAUUUGAUCAUGAAUACGCAGACCUGAGCUAUUGAUGCAUCACAAUUAGAUCCAGUUAUUAAUUUUUUUUACGAAAAAUACAACCAUUUCGAAGAGUGUUUCUACUAAUGCUGUAAUAUACAGGGUGUCCCUUCACAAUUUUAAUUUUGUUUUGAAGUCAGUUUUUAAUAUAUCUCAACCAUGUUUGCUGUUUUUAAAUCAGUAAUUGUUGAAAUAUUUUUACCUCACGUCAAACAUCUGUGAGGGCCAAAACAAUAUAUGGUAUCGAUAAAUUCCUUUUGCAAUUUUAAAAUUUUUAAGACUUCAUGGACACCCUAUACUGUAUGAUGUACUCCUAAUAUUUGAAUUGCACGCAAUAAGAAGUUCCAUUCCAAUGUAAGAGAUUAUGAAACAUUAACCAUACCACCAUAUUAGUUCACACACUUCUGGAGUGUCGAAAGUUCAGCCAUCAAAUUCGAAUUCCUGUCAGUCUGAAUUUCCCUGUGAAUGACCCUGCUUAUUUAUUGCUGUAUAUUCAUUUCUAACUGAUCCUAAUUUGGUAUAUUCCAUAGUACAUGAUCGUAUUAGUAACACAUAUAUAUUGCCCUACUAUAUUUAUUGUAAUAUGUAAAAUAUUUUUAUUGUUAGUCAUAAAAAGUGAGGGGGGGGGGAUGUAAAAUACACCCAACUGAUAGCUCAAGUGCUAUAUGACGAUGGGUAAUCCCCUCCCUAUAGAAAUCUUAUUUCCUGUUUCGUAGUUCCAAUAUGCUUACCUGACCACAAUAUUUAUUCAUUGCUUGUGGUAUCGCACAUUAUAUAAUAAUUUGUCAUUUCGAAUUUAUGGACCAAUUUUUAUUGAUUGCAUCCGACUUAACUAAAUAGGCAUGCCGAUGGGUAAUCCCCCUCCUGAUAGAAAAUCCUAAUAAUGGCACAAUAUCUGUUCAUUGCUUAUGACAUUGAUUAUUAUAUAUUAUUAUGUCGGACCUCCGGAAGUAUGUGCACCAAGAUGGCGCACAACCUGAACAUAGUAGUUGUACCAGGUUAGGGUUCAGGUUGUGCGCCAUCUUGGUACACAUCGUACAGGGGCGCCAUUAUGCUAUUUAUAAUUUAUGAGGCAAUUUUCAUUGGUUGGGGCAUUUGACUCAACUACAUUAAAACUGUCAUGUUUAACCACCAUUUGCCCCCCCCCCCUCCGACUCACCCAGAGUAGAAAUUAAGGGGAAAUGUUGAUUCAAAAAUUAGGGAUUUACCUUGACCUGUGGUCAGACAAAUAAAAACAAGAUGGCAGCGAUUCAAAAUUCCCGUCUGAGCCGAUUCCAAUAUUUUACUAUUAGAUUUAAUUCGAAAUGGCCAGCCCUAGUUAGCACUAAACACGGCGCCUCAUACAUGCACAAUAGCAUCAAAGUCGAGCAACCCUCUUUCACACGAUUUUCCCUAUUUUCGUAAAAACCUGGUAAACACACGCUGGGUAAUUCGUGCAAUGAUAAGCACAUUUUGUCUGCAGGAUAUCAAUCUUCUUUUUUCCUUUUACCAGAUGUACUUGCCAUUUUCUGUAUUUUUUCUGCCUUUUCCUUCAAUCUUACAUGACGGACAUAUGAGAAUGAAACUCGCGAUCGCGCUUGUUCUUGAUUUCUCUGUUCUAUGAAAGUAAAUACAAUAUUUUUGUUGAA